Peniophora sp. CBMAI 1063 is the source of this 1437-nucleotide messenger RNA. NCBI's taxonomy places the organism in Eukaryota, Fungi, Basidiomycota, Agaricomycetes, Russulales, Peniophoraceae. The record is from the annotation of a GenBank genome assembly.
AUGGCUAAAUUCCGUUUAUUGGAUGCCGUGCGGCCGCUCACGUUCAUACUGCCUGACGUGUCGUCGCCGGGUCGUCAGGUUCCAUUCAACCUGAAGAUCAUGUUCACCUCGUUAUCAGCCCUGCUCUUUCUCUGGAUGUCGCAAAUUAAACCUUUCGGCACCCUGACUGUCGACACUCCGGACCCGCUCUACUCUGUUCGCGGUAGCAUUGCCGCCAGCAAAGGCUCGCUCACAGAGCUCGGCGUUCUCCCCAUCCUCACCUCGGGCUUCACGUUGCAACUGCUGGCGAGCGCGCGUCUGAUUGACGUCAACUUCAGCCUCAAGGAGGACCGGGCGCUAUUUGGAUUUGUGCAGAAGGUCUUUGCAGUCGUCGCGGCCAUCGUCCAAGCCACUCUAAUCGUCCUCGCCGGCGUUUACGGCACCCCCACGCAACUCGGUCUCACCGGCAUCGCCAUCCUUGUCGCGCAACUCUCCGCCGCAACCCUCGUCCUCGCGCUCCUCGACGAGCUUCUUGAGAAGGGCCACGGCCUUGGCUCGGGCUCGAUGCUCUUCAUCGGCGCGCACGCGUGCACGACGGCCGUCUGGGGCGUGCUCUCCCUCCGCUGGGUCGACACCGCGCGCGGACAGCAGUACGAGGGCGCGCUCCCCGCGCUCCUGCAGUUCGUGUUCGGGUGGAACAGCGUCUCGCGCGGGCUCAAGGAGGCGUUCUGGCGCGCGCAUCUGCCGAAUGUGCUUGAUGUUGUCGCUACGCUGGCUGUCGUGGCCGCGUGCGCGUUCCUCCAGCGCGUGCGCGUCGAGUUCCCCGUGAAGCAUACGCGCUAUCAGGGCCAGCGCGGGGCGUACCCCAUCCGCAUUCUGUACACUGGCGUCGUACCGCUUAUGGCCGCCGCGGCGCUCCGUGCGAACUUGCUGCUCGACCUCAGCGCGAUCGCGGGUGUGCUGCCGGAUAACAUCGUCACUUCCAUUCUGGGAUCGUGGGUCAACGUCGACGGCUCGCUCGUCCCCGUCGGCGGACUCGCCUCGCUGCUCGUACCCCCGACAUCGCUCAUCAACGCGCUGCUGCAUCCUAUUCAGACUGUGGUCUAUACGGCGUUCAACGUAUCGGCCGCUGCGAUCUUCUCUUCGCUGUGGCUGUCCGCGUCCGCGAGCGAGCCGUUCCAUGUCUCCAAGCAGCUGCAGGAGCAGCAGCUCACGAUGGUCGGCCACCGCGAAGGAUCCAUGUCCAAAGAAUUCAAGCGUGUCAUCCCCGGCGCCGCGUUCCUCGGCGCGGUCGUCAUCUCGGCUGUGGGCGUUUUGGGCGACAUCACGGGCGCACUGGCCGGCGGCGCGGGCACGUUCAUGGGGCUGCAUAUCGUACAGACGUACAUGGCUAUGGGCAUGAUGGAGUCGGGAUACGGCGAGAUGCCGGGCGCGGCGGCAAUGAUGGACACGCUAUGA